This is a messenger RNA of Protopolystoma xenopodis, 420 nucleotides long. NCBI's taxonomy places the organism in Eukaryota, Metazoa, Platyhelminthes, Monogenea, Polystomatidea, Polystomatidae. The record is from the annotation of a GenBank genome assembly.
GUCAGUUACUACGAGAUCUCUAUUGAUGAUUCUCCGCUGCAGAAGCAGAAGUCUAGUGGCGUCACAAUAGCCACUGGGACCGGGUCUACCUCAUGGUCACUACACAUCAGCGGUCUUUGUCAGGCAACGGUUGCUCAGCUCCUUCGUGUUAUUCAGACUCUGUGUCCUACUGUCCUGGACCCUGCAAUUCGAUCUCCAGACUCUGGGCCUGUAACUGCUGCGAGUCAAGCCCCACCUUGUCUCCUCUCCAAUUUAGAAGCCCCAGGAGCUGAAAAGCUUGAUCAGCUAGCCCAGCAAGCCACAAAGCAAUAUAACUCUACAUUGUUGUUUGGUGCCGAAGAACGUAGAAUGGGCUACACAAUCCGCGACCCUGUACAAAAUGGUGAGUCAUUUGCAUGGCAGUACAACCUCAUUCAGUGA